AUGAUAAAUGGUGAACAUGUACCAGGAGUAAUCUCAGAGGAAGAUGAUAAUAAAAUAUCUACGUCUAGUAAAUUUAAUCAAAAAAGAAUAGAUCAAAAAACAGAAUUAAUAAAACGUGAAGCAGAUAUACGUACGAAACGCAUACCUCAUCAAACAGAUCCAUCUUAUCCAGAUGAUGUUGGUGGAUUUGUUAAUACUUCAUUUUAUCCUGAUAUUGAUGGAUCUAGUUCGUUGAAUAAUUCAAAUUAUUCAUCAUCAAUACCAAAUCAUCCAUUUUAUCCGAUUCGUUGGAAAAAUAAUAAUGUACUAAUAUUAAUAAAAGAUAAAUUGACUGUAUCUCAUCCAUCUGCAAGUACAUCGAUACAAACAAGAACAAUAAAUGCUUCAAGAGGAAAAAUGCAAAUUUUAUCUGAUGCUACUAUUACACAUAGUAAUGAUGAUGAUUAUGAAAAGAAUGAUUCCGAUGGUGAUACUGAAAUCACAGUUGUUAAACCUUUAACACCAACUUUAUAUCAUAAUAAUGAGCCAUCAUCAUUAAAACAAUAUACCAAUAAUGAUGAUGAUGAUAAUAGUAAUAAUAAUAAUAAUUCAAAUAGUUCAACAUUAACACUUGCAUGGCGUCCAAUAUUUGAAAUGAUUGCAGAAGAUUUGGAUAAAUUUGUUUAUACACCAGCACCAAAUGGUCUUGGUGAUAUUCAAUGUCAUAUAACACGUGAUAAACGAGGAAUGGAAAAAGGUCUUUUUCCAAUUUAUUAUAUGCAUGCUGAAAGACCUGGUGAUGGUAAAAAAUUUUUUAUACUUGCUGGACGUAAACGUCGACGUAGUACAACAUCAAAUUAUUUGAUAUCAACAGAUCCAACAGAUUUAUCACGUGAUGGAGAAAAAUUUAUUGGAAAAUUAAGAGCAAAUAUGUUAGGUACAAAUUUUACUGUUUAUGAUCAAGGUUCAAAUCCGAAAAAGAAUAUUCCAAUUGAACAACAACGACAAGAAUUAGCUGCAAUUGCUUAUGAAACAAACAUAUUAGGAUUUAAAGGUCCACGUCGUAUGACAAUUAUUAUACCUGGUAUGAGUAGUGAUCAUCAUCGAGUUGAAGUUCGACCAAAAACUGAUUCGGAAAGUUUAGUUGAACGAUGGAAACAUAAUGAUAUGAAUAAUUUACUUGAAUUACAUAAUAAAACACCUGUUUGGCAUCAAGAAACACAAUCAUAUGUUCUUAAUUUUCAUGGACGUGUAACUCAAGCAUCAGUAAAAAAUUUUCAAAUUGUACAUGAUGAUGAUCAAGAUUAUGUAUGCAUGCAAUUUGGUCGAGUUAGUGAUGAUGUUUUCACAUGCGAUUUCAAAUAUCCAUUAUGUGCUGUUCAAGCAUUUGGUAUUGCACUAUCAUCUUUUGAUGGAAAAUUAGCUUGCGAAUGA
This is a messenger RNA of Rotaria sordida, 1413 nucleotides long. The record is from the annotation of a GenBank genome assembly. Lineage: Eukaryota; Metazoa; Rotifera; Eurotatoria; Philodinida; Philodinidae.